UUUGUUUUCCCCCUUCCAAUAACCUACCUGCAAGAUUUAAAAAACAUUGGCCAUGCAGCCUGGUGAAAUUGCAAGUCUCCAUUAUCUUCUUUCAUCUAACCCAUCUCUAUAUACUUCUCAAUUUAUCAUGUCCCAUGACAGCACAAACAUGAUGCAUCUUAAUCAGUUUUCUAAUCCAUUAUCCAAGUUUAAAUAUCCUUCCCAAGAUAUGAAUCCACCAUCUUUAAGCAGUAACUCAACUUCUGAUGAAGCAGAAGACCAACAACUAAGCCUCAUCAAUGAGAGGAAACAGAGGAGGAUGAUAUCUAAUAGAGAAUCAGCACGUCGGUCAAGAAUGCGUAAGCAGAAACAUUUGGAUGAGCUGUGGUCUCAAGUCCUUUGGCUCAGGAAUGAAAACCACCAACUAAUAGACAGGUUGAACCAAGUCUCUGAGUGUCAUGAUCGAGCUCUACAGGAGAAUGCUCAGCUUAAGGAGGAAGCAUCUGAACUUCGUCAAAUGCUUACAGACUUCCAACUCCAUAAUCCUUACCUACCUUGAAGACAUCUCCUUCAAGUGGUUUUCUGCACAAAAGCCGUCUGAAGACAAGAAUCGUGGAUCCAGUUUAAAUGAGUUCUCAAUCUUGCAAGGCUGAGCUAGAGGCAAAGUUUUUGAGUUUUUCUUUGCCAAUAAUGGUCCUUUUCUUUAAUCUUUAUGUAGAUGCCCCGAAAUCUUUACCAACCUCUGAAGUUGUACGAAACUUUAGAAAAAAUAAAAGGUAUUUAUUUAGCCAUCCCUCUGAAUUCCUUCAACUGUGAUCAUAAAAGCUCUCCGAAAACAAUCUUUAGAUAGGAAAAUUAAGAUGCAUAUUUAUUCUUAAUCCUUUUACUCUCUCCUUGAGCAAAGUUGGGAUUUGAGGAGUUGUUUCAAAUUCAACCACCUCUUAAAAUUCAAUAAAAGAUCCCAUUCCACAAUUGUCUGACAACAGACAAAAUUAUCAAUUGCAGUACAGAAAUUGUCAACUUAACAGGAUAUAACAAAAUACGGACACAAGCCAUGGAGUUGAGAAUAGCUGAGGAAAAAAGAAACCUCGGUGGAAAACGUCCAUCAGUGGCAUUGGUGACUGAUAGUUGGAAAUGUAUUGAAAUAAGGAGGGGUGGGGUUCUGGUUCAUGAAACAAAAUUUGCCAACAAAAGGAGCACAUUUUGAAAAGAAAUACAACAAUACUAUUCACAGA
Cucumis sativus (cucumber) is the source of this 1214-nucleotide messenger RNA. Its product is annotated as basic leucine zipper 43. The transcript has a single exon. Gene Ontology annotation, biological process: regulation of DNA-templated transcription. Gene Ontology annotation, molecular function: DNA-binding transcription factor activity. NCBI's taxonomy places the organism in Eukaryota, Viridiplantae, Streptophyta, Magnoliopsida, Cucurbitales, Cucurbitaceae. The coding region runs from base 53 to 538 and encodes 161 amino acids. The record is from RefSeq and is a predicted model, not a curated record.